UUUGGUCAUGAACAGUUGAAGAAAUGACCACUAGGCCGGAGAGAUGUCACUGUUGUCACAUCAACCCCUUUAUCCUGCUCUAUGACUGGCAGCUGUCUGACUGUGUGGAGCUCUCAGGGUCAUGAUGUCAAGACAGGGGUCAGACUAAUCUGGCCGAGUACGACAGGGGGAGGACGGCGGGGGGAGGACACUGGGCAUUUGGCAGCAGCUCUCCCUUUUCUGGCAGCACCCAGCACAGCCGCAGAGCCAAAGCAACCAGGAUAUGGGCAAAAAACCAACUUGUUCCACUUUGAGGCUGGACUGAAAGCAGCUGAAGUGGCGCUUAUGCUGAGGCUCUCAGAUGCAGGAGACCAGCAGGAGGAGACGUUCUGCUGAUCCAGCAGAGAGGACUGUGUGGACAACCUGUUGGUGUGCUGAGAAAAGUCGCUUGUGCCGGAUGUUCAUGGCCAAAUGUAGAGCAGUGGUGGCUGAUGAAAAGCAGUUUAGAGACACAAUGUCGGCCUCUCAGAGGAUGAACCGCAGUGGUUUCUACAACUACUUCCUCAACAUGGUGGCCUAUCAGAUAUGCUGCUGCUGUGGACCGGCUCCCUGCUCGCUCUGCUGUGCCUUCUGUCCUCCGACCAAAUCUUCCACUAGCACAAGGGUGAUGUACACUCUCUUCCACAUCAUGAGCUGCACCGUCUCCUGCCUCAUGCUGUCCCGCACCAUCUCAGAGCUCGUCAGGGAAAAAGUGCCUUUUUUCAACAUGGUGUGUGACCAGGCGCAUGGUGGGGGCCACUGUGAGAUGCUGGUCGGCUACUCAGCGGUCUACAGAGUCUGCUUUGGCACUUCCUGUUUCUACUUGAUGAUGGCGAUGUUCCUCAUAGACGUGAAGUCCAGUCAGGACUCCAGAGCGCUCAUACACAACGGCUUCUGGUUCUUGAAGUUCAUCACCCUGCUCGGGAUGUGCACCGCUGCCUUCUUCAUCCCUACAGAGUCCUUCCUGCAUGCUUGGCAUUAUGUUGGUGUGGUGGGAGGAUUUGCCUUCAUUCUCAUUCAGCUCAUCCUCAUUACAGCUUUUGCACACACCUGGAACAAGAACUGGUUGACCGGAGCAGCAGAAAACAAGCGCUGGUACCUGGCAGUGACGUGCGCCACCCUCUUCUUCUACACCAUCGCCACCAUGGCCUUCGCCUUCAUGUACAAGUACUACACACACCCCAUCGCCUGCCACUUCAACAAAGCCCUGCUGUGGAUCAACCUGGGACUGUGCGGCCUCAUGUCCUUCAUUGCCGUCACACCAUGUGUGAAACAGAAGCAGCCUCGCUCAGGACUCCUCCAGGCCUCCAUCAUCAGCUGUUACGUCAUGUACCUCACUUUCUCUGCUCUGUCCAGCCGCCCGCCAGAGAAAGUGGUGUACCAGGGCAUGAACAUGACCGUCUGUUACCCCAGUGUGGGACAAGACGGGAUCCAGAAAGAAGGCAAUGCUGUGGCCAUCAUCGGAGCUGCCAUCAUGUACUGCUGUGUCCUCUUUGCAUGUAAUGAGGCCUCCUAUCUGGCAGAGGUGUUUGGGCCAUUUUGGAUGAUCAAGGUUUAUCGCUAUGAGUUCCAGAAAGCCACCUGCUGCUUCUGCUGCCCCGAGGAAGAGGAAGAAUCAAAAAUCAGAGCUGAUCCAAACGCAGACACACAGACGGGUCACUUGGAUAAAAAUGGUGAACAGGCUUACCUCAAGCACAUCCACAAAGACAAGGCAGGCAGGGUUGGUGACAGGGACACAGCUGAAGAGGAGUUUGAGAUUGAUGAUGAGAUUAAAGGCUGUCAGAAGGUCAUUCACAACGAGACCCAGAGAUUGGCCUACAGCUACUUCUUCUUCCACUUUGUCUUCUUCUUGGCCUCGCUCUAUGUCAUGAUGACCCUCACUAACUGGUUCAGCUAUGAGUCAGCAGUGUUGGAGACCACCUUCACCCAUGGCUGCUGGUCUACCUUCUGGGUGAAGAUGUCAUCCUGCUGGGCCUGUGUGAUCCUGUACCUCUGGCUGCUGCUGGGCCCUCUGUGUAGCUGUCAGUCUGAAGCCAGACCUCGCCGCUCGCGUAUAAAACGGCGUUCCGCAUCGCCCUGCCAUGUUUCUGUCAGCGUCUGACACAGCGCCCAGGCAGGAGGGAGGCGGACAUGAACGGUGAAAUGACUCUGAGCCUGCCUGCAGGGCCCUGCAGCUCACAGGGGUCAAAGACUCAGUGCUGUGAGGUCAGAGGCCUCGGUGCUCCGUUGACAUGUGAAGAACAAAGGCUCGACUACAGUACAUGAAAUUAAACCACUAAUGAGGACUUGACUGUGGUGCGAGUUGCCAAAGGGAUAAGGAGUGAGCUCUCACCAUGUGGAAAUGACAGUGUCAGUAGAUGCAAAGAUGGAGACAUUUAUACAGUCCUACAGUUUAAAUGUAGUAUUUUAUGGCAGUAUUUAGACUUUUAAUAUUAUAACAGAGGAAUGUUAGAUAUUUGUUGUAAUAUUGAUACAAAAGCAAAUGUUCAAAGUUUUUAAAAUGAUGAACAAAACAAUCUGUCCUGGAAAAGCAACGCCCUGUUUGUCAUCUGAUCUGAGACAGUCGAUGGUUGAGCUCAUGAACAGACCUUCCUCAGUGUCGGGGGGGCCGAGUCCAAACUGAGAUCGGGUUGCUACAUUUCAGUAGUUUACAAACAACAGCUCCAUGGUAAAAAUGUGAACAAUAAACACAGACGUAAACUAAAUAUCUGAGGAAAUCCUUUAUGUACUUUUUUCAACCACAGGCGGCCUCUCUGUGAUUUAAUCUGUGGAAUCACUGGAAGAACUGUUUCUAUGUGAAAUUUUUCUUAAUACCUGCAUCAUCUUUUUUAUUUUUAUCAACCAAAACUCAAAUAAAAAUUCCAGUCUUCCAGUUUUUGUCAACUGAACUUCUGGGUUCUCAUUUCACUCUCAAGUUCAGUAAAUGAACUGUUAUAUUAGAAGCCUUAGAAAAAGUUCAGCAUUUUGGCAAAUACUCUGCAUCUGAAGAGGAAUGAUUUUAGUACAUGACUCCCUGCUAAACCACAACUUGUUGCUUGUCAAUUCCUGUUUCUGUGCAUAUUAUAAAGUGGAGAUAGAGUGAGUUAAUCUCUGCACUAUACAGGUUUAGUUGGUGUUCUGUAGCUCUUGACACAGCCAGGCUGUGCCUCAUCUCUGGUCUUCAUGCUCUGGCCUAUAGCUUCAUAGUUCAUGACAUGACAGUAGUGUCAAUCUACUCUCAUCAAAAAAGCAAAGUGUAUUGCUUAAAAUGUCAAACUAUUGCUUAAAUCCAGUGUAAAUGCUGCCAAUUUUUACAAAACUUUAAAUUGAAAACUGGUGCUGCAACCACAGGGAAUGGAGAAGUCAUGCUGCAAUUACAGAAUAAUCGCUUGGACUUUAUUUCACUUACUGCCAACAGUUACAAUCCAGAAAACAUACAGGCAGAACCAAUGUAAUUUCCUCCUUUCAUUCAAUAAGAACAGCAAGUGAUGCAGCUUCGGGACUGGUUCUUUAUUCUAACUCAAAGCCAAAGAGAGAUUUGUUCAUGUGUUAAAAUAAAACCUGAAGUGUCACAGACCACAGGUUGUCUUUCAGUACUUUCUCUGCAUCAUUUCAUAAGAUUGAUAUGUGUUUGCUCAGCAACAGGAGGCGUAACAGAACAACCCAGAGGCAGCUAAACUGAAAUGUACAUAUGAUGUUCUUCAAAGUUCAACAGGAGAUCUGUUUAAUUUGGGCAAAAAUACUUUGCAUAUGACUGACAAUGAGGAACAGGUUUCUUUACAGUACAUCAUUCACUUCUAAACUUAAUCAUGUCUAAAUAGAAAGUUGUGAUUGUUUACAUGAUGCUUUUUGCAUCUGUUACUCGAUUUCGAACCAGGAGUGCUAAAAAAGGCAUUUUCUAUCUCAUGCCUUCAGAUGAGGUGGUCAUGUCUAGAAGAUGCUGAGGUGAACUGUGUUGUGAAUCUGAAACCGCCCCCGCCCCCAACACGCUGAUGUUGACGUGCACAAACUGAGCUGGGCAUCUGCACUGACUAACAGAAGUACUGUGGCAGAAAUAUAUGUAUACAGUUAUAUCACCUGUACUUCUGAGUAGUGCUCCCUUUGUUUUAGAUGUACAGCUGCUUUGUAAAUACACAGUUUUCUUAUAAAUGCUGCUGUUCUGAGUCCCGUCUGUCAAAGCGUGUGCUACAGGUUGGAAUUAACAAUAAAAACCAUUCAAACGUGUGCUCAGCUUUAACUCCUAUUUAAGUUGCAGUGGUUGGAUUUUGUGAGCAUCUCUGUUAACUAUAUCUCAGAGACAGGUAGUGAUUACCAUCCACUUAGAAACUUUUUUGGUGCAAGAGGUUUGAGACAAAAAGUGACAUUUCAGAUGCAUUACAAAAGGCACAGACGUUAGUCGACCGCAAACAAUUACACUCAACUUAUGCUUUGGUAUAUUUGUAGCUAAUCAAUGCCACACAAUAAGAUGCCCUAUAUUUCAUAUGAACAUACUAUAAACACGAAUACACAGACAAAUAAAACAAGAGUAACACAAGUACUCUGUUAUGAUUUUAGCUUAAUUUUAUAUAUAAAUACAUAGUGAAGCAAUACAUUGUUAGAUAUCUUUAGAGCUAAACAAAAAAAUCCACCUUCAAAACUUUGGUGUGCGAGGUUCAGUAUUUGUGUUUUUGGCAAAUGUCUUUUUUAUUUCUAUUAUUUUAAUGUUUUCUGACAUUUCUAAGAUAAAUGUACCUGAACAUGUUGCAUUUCACUACAGUGGACACAGCGUUCUGGAGGUACUGCAGAUUUUCUUGAUGAAAAUUCCCACUUCAAAGCUUCCUUUAAAAUUUUCCCCACUGUUCCUCAAAACACAAACUCUGGGGUUCAUGCAUAAUGUAAAGAUACUUCAGGUUUGUAUUAUGACCCCAAAGCCUCACAGUUUAAUUCUGAGGGACUGACACCAAAACCAGACUUUCACUGUUAAUACCAGGGAAUAUGUCCAGACACACACUGAAUAUGGAAAGUUUUCAGACUCUUUCAAAUUUCCCGCAUUUUGUUAUG
This is a messenger RNA of Monopterus albus (swamp eel), 5037 nucleotides long. It is a transcript of the gene serinc4, whose product is annotated as serine incorporator 4. Gene Ontology annotation, cellular component: membrane. The coding region runs from base 341 to 2119 and encodes 592 amino acids. The transcript is spliced from 14 exons. NCBI's taxonomy places the organism in Eukaryota, Metazoa, Chordata, Actinopteri, Synbranchiformes, Synbranchidae. The record is from RefSeq and is a predicted model, not a curated record.